This is a messenger RNA of Rhinopithecus roxellana (golden snub-nosed monkey), 3923 nucleotides long. Its product is annotated as KIAA1958 ortholog. The transcript is spliced from 4 exons. Bases 317 to 2470 code for a protein of 717 amino acids. The record is from RefSeq and is a predicted model, not a curated record. Lineage: Eukaryota; Metazoa; Chordata; Mammalia; Primates; Cercopithecidae.
CCCCUGCCCGCCCGCCGCGCUCCGAGCCGGGCGCGCGGAGCUCGGGGCGCACGGAGCGGCGCGCGCCGGUCGGCCGAGCCAGGCUGGCGCCCCCGCCCCCCGCCCCGCGCCUCGGUCCGCCGCCCGCCGGGCGCCUUCCCCGCGCCUUUUGCCUUCGGUGCCCGGUCCUCCGGCCGCUUUCCUCCCGCCCUCGCGCCCCUCCGGCCCGCCCCGUCCAGCCCGGGCUGCCCGGCUCCCGCAGGCCCCCCCCCGCCGCCCGCGUUCCUAUGGACAGACGCACAGACACCUGCAGGAGUGACACUGCUGAUCCUGUAACAUGGAGGAUUGUCUUCAUACCUCAUCUGAGAAUCUGUCCAAAUUGGUCAGCUGGGCCCACAGCCAUGGGACUAUUUGCAGCCUCAUUCCAAACCUGAAACACUUGCUUUCUGAAGGUUCCCAUGGGAACCUGACAGCAAUGUGGGGCUGUAGUGCUGGCCAUGCUUAUCACUGGCCGCUAACAGCUACUUGCAGAGCUGGGUCCCAAGAGAGGGUCUGUUUCCAGGAUAACAGAAGUUUUAACUCUGAUAGUCCCAGUAUAAUCGGGGUGCCCUCUGAGACACAGACUAGCCCUGUUGAAAGGUACCCUGGGAGACCAGUGAAAACAAAGCUAGACUGUAACCGGACCAGAGACUCUUGUGACUUCUCCUAUUGUAGUGAGCCCUCUGAACUGGAUGAAACUGUUGAAGAAUAUGAAGAUGAGAACACCCUGUUUGACAUGGUUUGUGAGUCUUCUGUUACAGAUGAGGAUAGUGACUUUGAACCCCAAACCCAAAGGCCUCAAAGCGUUGCUCGCAAAAGACCUGGGGUAGUCCCAUCUUCCCUCCAUUCAAGCUCCCAGGUGCAGAUGGUUGACGAAUGCAGCAAUGAUGUCAUCAUCAAGAAAAUCAAACAAGAAAUCCCUGAAGAUUAUUACAUUGUGGCAAAUGCAGAACUGACAGGAGGAGUGGAUGGACCAGCCCUGUCCUUGACGCAGAUGGCAAAACCCAAGCCUCAGACUCACGCUGGUCCCUCCUGUGUAGGGUCUGCUAAACUGAUUCCCCAUGUCACAUCCGCCAUCAGCAUGGAGCUAGACCCACACGGUAUGUCUGCAUCCCCCUCUGUGAUCUCCAGACCAGUUGUCCAGAAGACUGCUAGGGUAUCUCUGGCUUCACCAAACAGAGGCCCCCCUGGUGGUACCCAUGGCACCAACCAACAGGUGGCCAUGCAGAUGCCUGUGAGCACAUCCCAUCCUAACAAACAGAUCAGUAUCCCCUUGUCUGCCCUGCAGCUGCCUGGACAGGAUGAACAAGUUGCCUCUGAAGAGUUCCUGUCCCAUCUGCCCAGCCAGGUCUCCUCCUGUGAGGUAGCCCUUUCUCCCUCAGUUAACACAGAGCCAGAAGUGAGCUCCAGUCAGCAGCAGCCCCCAGUCGCUCCAGCCAUAACCACUGAGGCCACAGCACAGUGCAUACCAGCUUAUUCCACUAAGCUCAACAAAUUUCCUGUAUUUAAUAUUAAUGAUGACUUGAAUGAUCUGUGUACCAGUGCAGUAAGCCCAAAUACUACCAAAGCCACGCGGUACGCCUUGAAUGUGUGGCGAUAUUGGUGCAUGACCAACGGGCUCAAAGACCACACAGACAUCACCAAGAUCCCUGCAGUGAAGUUGAACGAGCUGCUUGAGAACUUUUAUGUCACCGUUAAGAAGAGCGACGGCUCAGACUUCCUGGCCACCUCGCUCCAUGCUAUUCGCCGAGGCCUGGACCGCAUCCUGAAGAAUGCAGGUGUCGGCUUUUCCAUCACCAGCAGCACCUUCAGCUCCUCCACCAAGAAACUCAAGGAGAAGCUGUGGGUGCUGAGUAAGGCAGGCAUGUCGGGCGCGCGUUCUCGCAACAUCGUCUACUUCUCCCUCUCUGACGAGGAGGAGAUGUGGCAGGCAGGGUGUCUGGGGGAUGACAGCCCUAUCACUCUCCUGUCCACUGUGGUCAAGUACAACAGCCAGUACCUGAACAUGCGGACGCUGCAGGAGCAUGCAGAUCUGAUGUACGGCGACAUUGAGCUGCUCAAAGACCCCCAAAACCAGCCCUACUUUGCCCGGACAGACAGUGUCAAGCGGGAGAGUCGGAGCGGCUCCACCAGAGUGUGUCAUGGGAAAAUCUACCAUGAGCAUUCCCGGGGACACAAACAGUGCCCUUACUGCCUCCUCUACAAGUACAUGUACAUUCACCGGCCGCCCACCCAAAUGGAGGCCAAGUCCCCCUUCUACCUGACUGCCAGGAAGGAGGCCACAGACAUGGGCAGCGUGUGGUACGAGGAGCAGAGGAUGGGGCUGCGCUCUCUUCGGGGAAUUGUCCCAAACUUAGCCAAGAAGGUCAAGCUGGAAAACUGUGAGAACUUCACCUUUGUCUCAUUCACUCAGGUCUCCCGGAGGCUUGGCUCCCACAGCUGCUGCCAGUGAGCCCUCCCUGGGGCCCAGCCACUGCCCUGUCACCUGCUCAGUGGGCGCUCCCUGGGGCGGCCAGGGCUGGAGCAGCUGGAGCUCCGCGGAGGCAGGGGCUGACCAGGUGUGACCUCCCGGUCUGGCAGCUCUCCCCCUGGUGUGGCCCGCUCUCCCUUUGUCUUGGAGUUUGCUUUUUAAAAUGAAACUAGAUGAGGCUAAAUCAUUCGAAUGGUUUAUCCAAAUGUGUGUCAACUUUGUUAGCUUUUAGAAUCUAACACAAUGUAUAAUUGCUACACACAAGAGUGAGGAAAUUCAUUUUCUCUAGUGCCUUUCUAGCACAGAUUUUCUAAAAAAAAAAAAAAAAAAAGGAAACUGUUAAGUAGUCAUUUAAAAACUCCCAGUAGCGCAGUAGCUUUAGAAUGUUAGGAAGAUUGUACACUUUGUUGAAUUACACUCACAAGGAGGAACUAGAGAGAGGCAGACACGUUCCCUGUUUCCAGGAGACAGAUUGCGCUUGACACGCCUUUGUUUUUUUGUUGGUGGAUAACGUGGUUCUGGAGGGCAGGAAGCCUUGUGUCAGGGAAGAUGCUCAAGCGACACUCGGUCAUCUGACAGGGACUCGGGCUGCUCCCACGGCUCCCAGCAGCGGGAGGAACCCCAUCUCAGCUGCCAAUGGAGAGAAUUUUAUGACAAAAGAUUCACGCACCAGAAGGGUGUCUGUGAGAACAAGGCUUCUAGUGAACUAGACAGUUUGUACCGUGAGGGAAUUUCUAGUAGUGAAGGAAAAUGGCUUGGAAAAGCCAAUCUGUGAUCAAAAUGUGAAAACCUCCUGACGCAGAAGUGCCUAUGUUUUAUUUCUCAGCACCAUGUGAGAGCUCGUUUGGAACAUUUUUUGAGGUUUCUGUCUGUUCUUCGUGUCAUCCCAUUAUUCUGUCAGCAUAUAGCACGGGAUCUAUAAAACAAGUAAAGGUAAUUUUUAGUCUUAGCCAAGAAAAGCUAACCAAACAAGCUGCAAAAAAACACAGAUCCCCAAAAUUUCUUUAUUAAAGAGCUUUGGAAUAUUUUUGUCAAUGUAUAACUUUUCAGCCACAAUUAGAUGUCAUCAUUUUAGGCUGGCACCAAUGCUUGGGACACGAUGAUUUAGGCACCCCAGCAGGUAAGCAAACUCAGCAUUAAGGAUGUAGUUAUAAAAUUAGCGCAGCAUGGUAGGUAAUGCAGUUUGAAACCAUUUCACUCAGGUAAAAUGCAACCUGACCACAUUAUUUAAAAAUCAGCAGAAUUAUCUAAUAACUACUCUGAGUGCAACAACAACUGAAAAAGGAGCCCAAAGAGUGCACAGUAAUAGUAACAAUAAUUUCUAGGGACCUUGACUUUGUAUUUGAGAAAAAUCUCCUGUAACUUUAUUCCAUUAUGCUCCUGAUAUGCUUUCUAAUCCCAAAUUAAAAUUCUAAUACAAAUUCAUUUUGUAGAA